Messenger RNA from Theileria parva strain Muguga, 1069 nucleotides. RefSeq lists its product as uncharacterized. The record is from RefSeq and is a predicted model, not a curated record. The coding region runs from base 195 to 974 and encodes 259 amino acids. The transcript has 2 exons. Lineage: Eukaryota; Apicomplexa; Aconoidasida; Piroplasmida; Theileriidae.
AUUCUCUGUUACAUUAGCUUUUAAUUACUUAAAUAUUCAGGAUUUUAAAGAAUCUGUAGGUUAAUUUUAAUAAAUUGGCUAAUUUAUCGCAUUUCAACGUCAACAACAAUUUUACUAUUUUGGCUACUUUAAAUAUUUUUUUAUUCCACAAAUUAAUACAUUUCAGUCAAAAAUUAAAUAAUGAAGACUAGAAUAUGACGAUAGAUUAUUCUAAGUGGGAUAAAUUGGAGGUUUCAGACGAUGGCGAGGAAUCUAAGAUCAAUGUUACCAAGUUAAAUAAAAACCAGCAAGUAGUUAUACAGAAAGAGGGUUACUCCAUUGUAAACAAGGCUAAUAAUUCAAAUUCUAAUCAAUUAUCCUCAAAAACUAACUCAAUCGUCAAUGCUUGUAAGAUAGAUUUAAAUAAAGAAUGGUAUAAAAGGGUUUUGUACGGUAUAGUGACAGUAAAUUCUCACAUAUUUACUCAAGAUAGAUAUGAAGUAAAUUUCCUUCUCCUAAUUAACUUUAACUAUUACAAACUUCAAGUAAAACUCGAUGAUUGCUCAAUAAAAGUAUACAAUAACAGCUCAAACAAUUAUAAUAGCUUGGGGAAUAAUGUGGACAAGUCAGCUGAGUUAAUACUAUCUAAGGAAUUUUAUAGUAAGAUUAGAGAGGAUGAGAAUUACUGGAACUGGGAGAUUGUGACCCUGGAUGUUGACUGGGAAGCCUUGAAAUCAUUUUCAAACUCCGUUAAUAAGGAAAAGAAUUCUCAGUGUCCUUUAUAUUUCACUAGGGUUGAAACUUGUAAAUUCAUUAAAGUUAAUGUACACAAACAUGUUGACAUUCAGGAUUGCUUCAUAUGGUGGCCAAAACUAUUCAAGGAUGAUUUGGAAGAGAUAAGAGUUGUGGACAAUUCAGAAUUUAGUAAAGUUUGGGAUCAAGCGCAUGAAGAGUUUAAAAGGAAAAUAUCCAAAUUCGACAAAAUUCCUAUUUAACCCAUUUUAUUAACUUGGAAAACAUCCAAUUUCAAUAAAUUUACAUAAAUUUUAAAAAUAAAUAACCGCAUAGCAAAUAAUAUUUUAAUAAAUUA